Molecule: messenger RNA, 1574 nt
Organism: Melitaea cinxia (Glanville fritillary)
Lineage: Eukaryota; Metazoa; Arthropoda; Insecta; Lepidoptera; Nymphalidae
Product: guanylate kinase
Exons: 5
Coding region: 199-810 (203 amino acids)
Biological process (GO): purine nucleotide metabolic process
Cellular component (GO): cytosol
Molecular function (GO): GMP kinase activity
Source: RefSeq, a predicted model, not a curated record
UCUAUGGUUAAUUAAUUGAAGUUUGGUGUUUUGUCUGCAGUGCGCGAAAUUUUACGUUUAAUUUCUGAAUACUUAAUUAUUAUUAAAAUAACCUAUUCAAAACAACCUAUUCUAGUCCUAAAAUAACUGAAGAUAAUUAUUAAAUAAAAAUAAACCAGUUAAGAAACAAUCACGUACUUAUUUAAAUUCUUUAGCAAAAUGGUUCAAAAAGGACCACGUCCUUUGGUAUUUUAUGGACCAUCGGGAUCAGGUAAAAGUACAUUAUUAAAGCGCCUCCUUAAAGAAUAUCCUGAUAAAUUUGGAUUUAGCGUGUCACAUACAACGCGAAAACCUCGACCCGGUGAAAAAGACGGCGUGCACUAUCAUUUUACUAUUAAAGACGACAUGACUGCCGCAGUCGAGAGAGGUGAAUUUAUAGAAACAGCUACUUUUAGUGGAAAUAUGUAUGGGACGAGCAAGCGAGCAGUAGAAGAAGUCCGUCGUUCAGGCAAAACCUGUGUACUCGAUAUUGAUAUUGAGGGUGUCAAACAAAUACGACUUACUGACUUAGAUCCAUUGCUGGUUUUUGUGAUGCCACCAUCUAUAGAAGAGCUGGAGCGACGUCUUAGAGCUCGCAAUACUGAAGAAGAGGAUGCAUUAAAGAAGAGGUUGGAAGUCGCUUUGAAAGAAAUUGAAUAUGGACAGGAACCAGGAAACUGUCAUAUAACUAUUGUUAAUGAUAAUUUGGACAAAGCUUAUGCAGAACUAAAGAAUUUUGUUUCACAAAAUUUAAAGGAUAAUGAGCCAGAACCAAAUUCAUCACAGGAGUGAACAAGCAUGUUUGAAAACUGCAAAAUAUUAACAAAAGAAUUGCUUUGUUACCUUGCCAUUGCCUAGAGUUUUAUUGGUGUUAAAUGUGUAUGGUUUGAAUAAUAUUUUUUAUUAAAAUAGAAAAUAUUAUAAAAUAUCUUUGUAACAUAAAAACACUGCCUAGACACUAUUCAAUAAAAAUAGAAUGUUUAUUGUAAGACAAAAUAAAAACUCACAUUCUAUCUAUUAUAGUUAUGUGCCAUCUAAAAAAUAUCUGCAGAAAUAUAAAGAGGUAUAGCUUACUAUGACAAAAAUGUCUGUUUCUCUAAAAUUGUCCCAUAAAAAUAAUAAUGAUUUCUGCGUGGCAUAAAUUAUGGAUGCCACAUAAUAAUAAUGGUUUCGAAUUAUGCACAUGAAAUGUGCAAGUAUAACUGGAAGCUGUGAAUCUGUGAACCAUUUCAUUUUAUGAUAAUUAAAUAUAUUAGCAUAAUACUUGAAAGAAUUUAUAGCCAAUUUUAUACAAUAAUAUAAAACUAUGAUGUAAACAAAUUUGGUUUUUAAUGUUGACCGUUUAAGAUAAUAGUUAUGUAUUGACAUGUAUAUUUAUUUAGUUCUGACUUAAAAUACAUUGAACAUACCUAUGGUAAUUCCUAUAUUUAAGCCCCAAUUAAUGUAGAAAUAAAUGUAACUUAGUACAAAACUGUAAUAUUAAUGCCUUCACUAUUGCUUAGCAAUUGGCUUUAUUUAUUUAAAAUGAAUAAAAUAUUUUGUAAUCAAAUAAAUAA